AUGUCUACUAUGCCUACCAAAACUGCUCUCAACGCCAACUUUGCCGUCGUUGCGCUCCUCCGCAAUGGCAGCAACUUGUCCAAGCUGUCCUCCCACCUGGAUUUGUCAGUCGAGACAGUGGACUGGACCGAGUCCGAGUUCAUCAUCCCAGCUCUCCAGGGUGUUGAAGUCGUCAUCUCGUGUCUAUCCACAGCCAUGAUGGGCCACCAGGACCAAUGGAUCAACGCAGCCGAGACAGCUGGGGUAUCGCGCUUCGUCCCCGCCGAGUUCGGCAUGGAUUCGCAAAACCCCCACUGCGCACGUCUCCCCAUUAUCUACGGCUCCAAGCCUUUGCGGACGGGUUAUUUCUCGACUAGGGGCUUCAGGUGGGUUUCAUUGUCGACCCAGCUGGUGAACAAUAGCUUUAAGCCCACCGACUAUGAGAACCUAGACCCGUCCAAGGGCGACAUCAGCAGCAUCCGAUUCACAUGCCCGCACUCGAACUACGACCCUCACUCUUGCAUCAUUGACUCCGGCGGCUCCAGUUUCAGCAUUGGCAGCUCCGACUCUAGCGUGGGUGUUGGGUUCCCUGACCUGAACUGCGACGGGCAGUACUCACCGCUCUGCGCUGACGUGCACAUACCGUCGUGCUGCAACCCAGACGUCGGUCUGGAGGACUGCCUUAAUAGCAUGGCCUUCCCCGAGUACAGCGACUCUGGCAAGCAGAAUUUCCCCAAGGGCUGGUUCCACCUCCCCCACAUGUUUUACGAGAUGUACUGGGACACGCCUGCCUUCCUAGACCUCUGGGCGCCCGGCACGGGCAACCAGCCGUUUGUCCUGUCUAAUGGAGACGUCACAGGCUUCAGCUCCCAUAACUUCUUCGCCGACUCUAAUGAGGAGAUUCUCCAAGAUAGCAUUGAUACCUGCGACGCUCAGCACGCAAGUAUGGAGACUUGCUCCAGCGUAACCCUCAACGAGGCCCAGUGCACUAUCCCCUCCGAGGUCGACGAGGAGAUUGGCGGCGUCCUCGACCAGCUUCCCAGUGACAACCUCCUUCAGGGAUGGAGCUAUGGAGUUAACCAGACUUCCACUACUACUUACAGCCAUAAACGCGAUAGAGCCCUGCCCGACAAGAGGGAUAAGGCUUUCCACCGCCACAUUCACUCGUAA
This is a messenger RNA of Geosmithia morbida, 1149 nucleotides long. Its product is annotated as protein of unknown function (DUF1996). The record is from RefSeq and is a predicted model, not a curated record. The transcript is spliced from 4 exons. The coding region runs from base 1 to 1149 and encodes 382 amino acids. Lineage: Eukaryota; Fungi; Ascomycota; Sordariomycetes; Hypocreales; Bionectriaceae.